AUGUGCAACUGCAACAUUAUUCUUUACUUAGUACUACCAUUUUUCCUACUACUUUCCAGCUUUUCUCUAAGAUGCAAUGCGGUGCAGAGUGACAUCCAUUGUUUGAAAUCGAUAAAAGAAUCGUUGGUAGAUCCUUUAAAUAAUUUUGCUUCAACGUGGAAUUUCGAUCAGCUGACAGUAGGAUUCGUUUGCAGAUUUACGGGAGUAGAAUGUUGGAAUGAUAAUGAGAACAGAGUUUUAGGCAUUACACUUCCAAACAUGGGACUAAUUGGCGAGUUUCCACGAGGCAUUCAGUAUUGCUCUUCUUUAACUUCUCUUGAUCUUUCAAACAACAAGCUAGAUGGAUCCAUCCCUUCUGAUAUAUCAAACCUAAUCGCAUUUGCUGUACAUAUUGAUCUCUCGAGCAACCAAUUUUCAGGCGCGAUCCCACAUAUCAUUGCAAAAUGCUCUUUUCUUAUUGUCCUCAAAUUAGACAACAAUAAACUAGAAGGUCCGAUCCCACCUGAAAUUGGCUGGUUAGAUCGACUCAAGACGUUUGACGUUACCAACAACAUGUUGAUAGGGCCAGUGCCAAGGUUUAUUAAUGCCACUUUUCCAGCUGAAAGUUAUGCAAAUAAGCCAGGACUUUGUGGUAGUCCUCUGAAAGCAUGUGCUAAAAUACUCGUAUGGAACAGUCAUUCUAGGUUUGUUUGUGGUUUUGUGACGGGUUGGUCACUUUUUACUUUACUUGGUAUAUAUCUUUUUUUCUUUGGUUUACCUGGUGUAAAUAAGAUGCUUCUAUUCAUCAACAAGAGAACAAAGAUUGAUGGAAAUGAAUGGCCUCAACGACAAGAUCAAGUAAACAACGACCCAAAGAUUUUAAAGAUGGAGAAGAUUGUUACAAGAAUGAGUUUUAUGGAAUUAUCAAAAGUAACUUCAAAUUUCAGCCAGGACAAUGAAAUCGGGAAUGGAAUGCUGGGGAAAGUGUACAAAGCACUGGUUCCAAGUGGAUGGACAGUUGCCAUAAAGAGACUCCAAAGUUCCGUGGAUUUGGAGGAAGAGUUUGUUUCCGAGAUCACAACUCUAGGUAGUUUGAGGCAUCCGAAUUUGGUGCCUCUAAUUGGCUUUUGUUCUGAGAGGGACGAGCGACUUCUGGUUUACAAAUACAUGCCUAAUGGGAACUUACAUGAGUGGCUGCAUUCAACCGACGACAAGGCAAGACUCUUGGACUUUCCUCUAAGGGUUAAAAUUGUUUUAGGUGUCGCGAAAGCCCUGGCUUGGCUGCAUGAUGGUGGAAAUUUCCAUGCUGUGCAUGGUAACAUAAGCACACAAUGUAUCUUGCUCGAUGAAAAUUUUGAUCCCAAGUUAUCCAAUUUUUGGGAGGCAACACUUGCAAAAACAAAUGACAUAGAUUCAAACUUGAGUCUAUUUCCAAUAGUUGAGUGUUUAGACUUUACAACUUAUAAAAAAGAUGUCUAUCGAUUUGGGGUUGUGCUUCUCGAGCUUUUAACGAGGAAAGAAUCUUACAUAUUGAGCUGCUCGAGUCUAAAUUUGUCGAGCAGCUCUUUUGCCAGUCCUCUUGAUGUGGAUAAACUACUGUUAGGCCAAGGAUUUGAUAAUAUGGUAAUGCAGCUGCUUGAACUUGCAAGUAACUGCAUGAAAUUUAUUCCGGAUCAAAGGCCAACGAUGCAACAAGUGUAUCAGACUGUUGCUGCAAUUGCUCGAGUCCAUGACCAAACAGGGGAUUCUGAAAUACAAUUGCACUUGGACUAGAAGCAGGGGCGGAGCCACCAAAGGGACGUAUAGCUUUGGC
This is a messenger RNA of Solanum stenotomum, 1792 nucleotides long. Its product is annotated as probably inactive leucine-rich repeat receptor-like protein kinase At5g48380. The record is from RefSeq and is a predicted model, not a curated record. Lineage: Eukaryota; Viridiplantae; Streptophyta; Magnoliopsida; Solanales; Solanaceae. Bases 1 to 1752 code for a protein of 583 amino acids. Gene Ontology annotation, biological process: protein phosphorylation. Gene Ontology annotation, molecular function: receptor serine/threonine kinase binding; protein kinase activity; ATP binding. The transcript is spliced from 2 exons.